Molecule: messenger RNA, 3619 nt
Organism: Gopherus evgoodei (Goodes thornscrub tortoise)
Lineage: Eukaryota; Metazoa; Chordata; Testudines; Testudinidae
Gene: PAWR
Product: pro-apoptotic WT1 regulator
Exons: 7
Coding region: 121-1104 (327 amino acids)
Biological process (GO): positive regulation of apoptotic process; apoptotic process
Cellular component (GO): cytoplasm
Source: RefSeq, a predicted model, not a curated record
CUCACCUGGCGCCGGGGCGGACAGCGCCGCGGCCCCUUUCCCCGCAGCGGCGAGGCUCUGGUGCCUGGGCCCGUAGCCGCCCCUCCUCCCGGAGCAUCGCCCAUCUGCCCCGCUGGGAACAUGGCGUCCGGCGGCUACCGGAGCAGCGGGGGCAGCACCACGGACUUUCUGGAGGAGUGGAAAGCCAAGCGGGAGAAGAUGCGGGCGAAGCAGGCGCCGCCGCUGCCAGCGGCACCGGCCGGGACUGACGGCAAAGUCCCCGGGAGCGCCGCCUCGGCGGCCGAGCUCAACAGCGCCCUGCACCCCGCCGCCCCGCCGCACCCCCCGGAGCGGGGCGCGCCGGCCCCCAGCGGGGGCACGAACUGUGUCCCCGUCGCCGCCAGAGCCGCUUCCAAGGAGCCCCCGCCCCCAGCCGGGGGCAGAGCGGCCGAGCCUGCGGGGAAGCCCCCCGGCUCGCCGGAGGAGGAGAAGGCGGCGGCGGCGCCGGCGAAGGGGAAAAGCUCCGGUCCCAGCGCCAGGAAGGGGAAGGGGCAGAUCGAGAAGAGGAAGUUGCGGGAGAAGAGACGAUCGACAGGCGUGGUGAACAUCCCCGCCGCCGAGAGUCUGGAUGAAUAUGACGAUGAUGAAACAGGACAGAAGGAGCGAAAGAGGGAAGAUGCUAUUACACAGCAGAAUACAAUGCAGAAUGAAUCUACCAGUGCAGACCCAGGGGGCUCGUACCUAAUACAGGAAUCCUCUAGAACAGUUUCAAGCAGAUGUAAAAGUGCAACUAAUGCACCUGAAGAUGAUGGUCCAAAUCGAUAUUCCCGAACAGACAGGACAGGAUAUAGCAGAUACAGCAGGGAUGCAAAUUCUUCUGGGAAUUCUGUACCAAGCAGUGCUUUGGAAAAGAGGGUUGAAGAACUUGAAAAGGAACUAGCCAAGGAGAGGCAAGAAAAUGUAAGAUUACUGAGGAUGACACAGGACAAAGAGGAACAGAUUGGGAAAUUGAAGGAAGAAAUUGAUUUAUUAAACAGAGACCUAGAUGAUAUAGAGGAUGAAAAUGAGCAAUUAAAGCAGGAAAAUAAGACCCUCUUAAAAGUUGUUGGACAGCUGACAAGGUAGAAGAUUCAAACCUCAGUGAGGAGAGAGAGAUUUAAAAACUACUGAUUGAUAAAGUCAACAUUACAAUAAUACUUCCUGUGUUGCAGUAUGUUAAAAUAACCAAGUCUUUAUAUUUAUUAUUAGGAAACCAGAUGGAUGUUUAUUUUCAUAAUACAUUCUUUUUCAUUCAGUAAAAUGGCAUCAACUUUUGUGGGUAUUUUUAACCUUACUUUUCACAUCAACAAUAAUUAACAAUUAUGACAUCUUUCAAAAACAUUAAAUUCAUGGUGGUUAUAUUAGGUUUUGUCUUCUGACUGCAUAUAAUCUGGUUAUAGUAGUUUAAAAAUCAGAGCACCAGGAUCACUUUUGGUCUUUGUUGGGUGUAUAUUUUUUUCUUGAAUGAAAGGAAGCAAUAAAAAUAAGCUUUGUUUACACAGAUCCAAAAUAUAUAUUUUGGGAGAUAUUUUCAUUUUGUUUCAGCCACUGUUAUGUGUAGGUGCCUUACUGAUGUGUAACAUUUUGCAGAUUGAUUACUUGUUCUGAAAUACAAAUCUUGUAUGUUGUGAGUUUUUUACUAUAUUUGAAAGACAAACAAUGUUUGAGUAGCGAUUUUCUUCUGUAUAGCAGUUGUCUUGGGGAAAAAUAACUUGUUUUAUUAAAAUUCAAUAAAUCAACUGUAGUUACCAACACGAAUUUUUUUGUAACAUGUCUAAGUUGUGCGCUAUAGUAUAUCAUAAUGCUUGUGCUUUAGCAGUGAAAUGCAAAUUUACUAUCCUACAGUAAGUUUGUUUUGUGUAUUGAGAAUAUAAACAAAGCCUGGAGCUUUCAUUUUGCAAAAGAAUUAAAACAUAAUUAUAUUUAAAUCUACCUAUUUUAAAUAUUUAGUGCUCAUAAUAAAUGAGAGUUUUAAGGGUUUUUAAAGCUGUGAUAAAGCUUGUUAUAAUGUAUGAAAGGGAAGUUUCAUAAAUUAUUUAGGCCUUUGAAAAACAUGAAGUAUGCAACAUACAAUAAAAACAUUCACUCUUGAUUGCCACUAAUGUGUAUGAAAAUUAAAGCUUGCAUAUGCAGUUAAUUUUAUCCACUUGGGGCAAUAUUCUAGCAUUGUUUUUUAGUGCAAGAUGACACUUUCGUGAUAUAUAAACCACUGUCUUCAGUCACAAAUAAUUCUAGCCUAAAAAUUCUUGCUAGACUGAAACUUAUGCUUGGACUCAUCCUGGUAGGGCAUAACUCAUCCCUGAUUUUAAAAAAUAUGUAAGUCAUUUGAUUUACAAAAUCAGCUUUAAAACCUUCCUGAAGUUCCAAGCAUUCUUCCUCUCAUAACCUGAAUAUACCAAAAUACAAAGUUUGAAACAUCUACAGUUUUUGUUGCCUUAAAAUAUAAAGAUAACAUUAAUACAUAAUGAUAGCCAUCUACAAAGAUUUGCCCAUAGCUUCCAUUUUGAGUUAAACAGUCUUUGUAUUUAAUGAGACUAAGGAAUUCUUAAUUUUUUAAAUCCAGGAAUUAUCACUUCAUGUUAGAUGCUUUGGUUUCGUUCUGAAUAUUGAACAGAUUACUUUGCUUUGUUUAUUUUAUAUUCCAGUGAGAGAGGAGAGAUUGAGAGUUUAAGACGUAUUACACAGUACGGUUACCUUCUAAUAUGCUUGGAAGUUGUUCUCACAGUAGGAGUGAGCCCACACAGUCUUACUCGGAGCUUAAAUCUUUAAUGCAGGGUUUAAUUGGCACAAGGAUAAAGAUAAUGAGUGAGCACUAAUCUAUAUCUUGCUCCAGCAAUAAUAAGUCCUUAAUUUGAUCACUUUUACAAAAUUGGAAAUUUAAACAUGUAGAGGGGGAAUAAACAACUUUAUAUAAUAUUCACACAUGUAAGCAGUCUUAAUGGAUCUGAACCUAACAUUGAAACUUUCUUUGAAAUAGCAUCUAUUUCCCUCUCCAUUUAAUCUGUAGGCAAAAUUUAAGGACUUGUAGAGUAUGCUUCCAAAUUUAUAUUUGAGGUAAUACCAAGAGAAUUUAGAUGCUCAAUGUCAUAUUCUGAACAUACAGAGACCAUAAUGUCAAAUAUAAACAAAGUUAUGAACUGGAUAGUUCUAAAUUAUAUUUCACAUAGAAUCACAGAGAAAAUGUAGGCCUGGAGUUGAUUUCAGGAGGUCAUGUCAUCCAGUCCCCUGUGCUGUAACAAAACCAAGUAUAGUUAGACUAUUCCUGACAAGUGUGUGUAUAACCUGUCUUUAAAAUCUCCAAAGACAGACUCCACAUCCUCCCAGGGAGGCCUAUUCCAGUGCUUAACUAUCUUUAUAGUUAGAAAGUUUUUCCUUGUAUCUAACCUAAAUUUCUCUUGCUGCAGAUUAAGCCCAUUACUACUUGUUCUACUUUCAGUGGGACACAGAACAGUUGAUAACCAUCAUUGUUAUAACAGUCCAUAACACAUUUGAAGACUGCCAUCAGAUCACCCCUUAGGCUUCCUUUCUUAAAACUAAACAUGCCCCCCUUUUUUUAACCUUUCCUCAAAGAUCAGAUUUUCUAAACCUUUCAUCAUUUUUC